Molecule: messenger RNA, 360 nt
Organism: Paramecium sonneborni
Lineage: Eukaryota; Ciliophora; Oligohymenophorea; Peniculida; Parameciidae
Source: the annotation of a GenBank genome assembly
AUGGAACAAUAAAAUUUUAAUUUGGAAUUGAAGUUUUCACAUAAUUCUACACCUGUAUAAUAUAAAAAUUUUUCAUUAUUUUGUGAAAUAUCCUAAGCUGAAAGUAAAACUAUUAAUACUAACUCUAUUAAUUUCAUAAACAAAUAAAAUAAAAUGUAAUUUAAAGUGUCAAAUGAAGGAAAUGGAUAGGUUUCAUUAAAGAAUAUAUUAAUUUCAAAAAUUAAAUGCUACUAUUUAUGUAGGAGAUGUGCUGGCCCAGAAUUAAAUCAAUAUAUUCUGUGUUUUUAUGGAACUCAUAAAAAUGGCAUUUGUAAACAGUGUCCUUAAGGCGUCGAGAUAUACUCAAAUAUUAUAGAAUGA